Messenger RNA from Labrus mixtus (cuckoo wrasse), 3622 nucleotides. RefSeq names its product extended synaptotagmin-like protein 3 (gene esyt3). Gene Ontology annotation, molecular function: lipid binding. Bases 213 to 2759 code for a protein of 848 amino acids. The record is from RefSeq and is a predicted model, not a curated record. The transcript has 23 exons. Lineage: Eukaryota; Metazoa; Chordata; Actinopteri; Labriformes; Labridae. Gene Ontology annotation, biological process: lipid transport.
CUGCCUUUAGGAAAUUUCAAACACGGAAGUUUUCUGGGACUCACACGACUUUACCCUGCGCUGCACCUAUGUUGCGUCUGGUAGAUAAGCACUAUUGUUCUGGUUUCUUUAAGAAAGCCGCGAACUGAAACGAAACUAACUCUGUCCGGGCAGUGAGCUUUGACAACUCUUUUGGACCUCAGGGAACGCGGGUCAAGCGGGAGUACGGUCAAAUGGCAUCCGCCGGACCGAUGAUUCCGAGCAGCCCGGCGGAGGGAGCGGCACUCCGGGACAGCCUGUCUGUCCACGGCAGCACAGAGAAGCUGAAUCCCUCCGCUGUCAACCGCAUCCUUAUGGAGUUCCUAAUGUACUUUGGCAGGGCCUUUAUUGUCUUCUACCCGGUGUACCUGACCGGAUACAUGGGCCUCAGUAUUAGCUGGGUGCUGCUGUGCAUGGUGAUGGUCACCUGGUGGAAGAAAAAUCGCCAGUGGAAAGACUCCCGGAUCGGAACCGCCAUCGACUUUGUGGAUAAUGAAAAACAAGUUGUCAACAAGGAGCUUCAAAGCGCCUUACAAAUGGCAUCAUGGGUCCACUUUCCUGAUGUGGAGAAAGUGAACUGGCUAAACAAGGUGUUGGAGCAGGCCUGGCCUUUCUUUGGGAUGUACAUGGAGAAACUGCUCAAAGAAAACAUCCAGCCGGCUGUCAGGCUCUCCAGCACUGCACUUAAAGUGUUUACGUUCACAAAGAUCCACUUUGGACACAUACCUCUCAGGAUCACUGGAAUGAAAGCAUACACGGAUGAAGUGGAUCAGAGGGAGGUUGUCCUGGACAUGGACAUAUGUUAUGACGGGGACGUGGACAUUGAUGUCGAUGUGAACCCGCCAAUCACAGCUGGUGUCAAAGGACUAAAACUCAAAGGAAUGAUGAGGGUCAUUUUAGAGCCUCUGAUUGGACAAGCUCCACUGGUCGGAGGAGUCACCUUUUUCUUCAUCCAACGCCCUACUCUGGAGAUCAACUGGACCGGCAUGACCAACCUUCUGGACAGCCCUGCCUUCAGUUCAUUGUCUGAGGGGACCAUUAUGGACAUCAUCUCCUCCCUGAUGGUGUUGCCCAACCGCAUGUGCAUUCCCCUCGUAGAACAGGUCAAAGUGGACCAGAUGAGGUUCCCACUUCCUCGUGGGGUGGUCCGAGUCCACUUGCUAGGGGCCAGAGACCUUGUGGCUAAAGACACUUACAUGAUGGGUUUAGUGAAAGGCAAAUCAGACCCCUACGCGACUGUCCGAGUUGGAAACAUUCACUUCAAAAGCAAGACAGUGAAAGAGAAUCUGCACCCGACGUGGAAUGAAGUGCAUGAGUUUGUCGUCCAUGAGGCUCCAGGCCAAGAGUUGGAGGUGGACCUGUUUGAUGAAGACACAGAUAAAGAUGACUUCAUUGGAAAGUAUCAUCUUGAUUUGGGAGAGGUAAAGAGGGAAAAAGAAAUGGAUCAGUGGUUUCCUCUGGAAGGGGUCCCGAAUGGAGAAGUUCACCUGAAGCUCCAGUGGUUUUCCCUACAGACUGAUCCCAACCUUGAGACAGAGUCUGCAGAUGGCUUUGCUUGUGCUAUGCUUGCAGUAUAUCUGGACAAUGCGUCAAACCUACCAAAAGACCACAAAGAGAUCGCAGAGCAUAAGAAACGUGGGAAGCACUCAAGCGAAGCUCGGCUAACAAAGAGAAAUGCCGGGCCCAACUCUUAUGUGGAAUUUUCCGUUGAUAAGGAUGUACAAAAAAGCAAGGUUGUGUUCGCUUCCAAAGACCCGGUGUGGGAGGAAGGCUUCACCUUCUUUGUGCAUAGCGUCAAAACACAGCAGCUCAGUCUUCAGAUAAAAGCGCAUGAGAAGAAGUCUGAGCUUGGUGUGCUUAACAUUCCCCUGAGUCGCCUCAUCAACACCUCCAACAUGACUCUGGACCAGCGUUUCCAGCUGGAGCGCUCUGGAGCAAACAGCCAGAUCAAACUGAAAGCCACUCUCAGGAUCCUUUCUUUGGAAAAACCUACCCCCAAGGUCAUCCUCAAUCCACCUCCACAUGUCAGACAACAAGGACCACAAACAAACCCAGGAGUUAAUGCCUCAGAAUCCACUGCCCCCUUCCCAGCGUCCUCCUCUCAAGCCUCACCUCCGUCCCAGCCGGCAGAUUUCCAGAACGGCUCAAAUGUGAACUAUUUAAAUCGCCGCCGUGGCUCCUUCGUGGCUUCUGAAACCCAUAAGUCACCUUCCUCCACGACAAACAUGCGCCGCUAUGACUCCCAUAGCCUGCUGUCGGAGAACUCCAUCUCUUCGUCUCGUUUUGAUCUUUCAGAUGGAGCGUCCUAUCCAGAGGCCAUCAGGAAACAUCAAGGUUCAUUUGGGGAAAUCAGUGUGAGUGUACGCUAUGCCACUCUGAGGAAAAAACUCAUCAUCCUGGUAAACUCCUGCAGGAACUUAUUCCCCUGCAGUGAGAAUGGCACAGACUCUUAUGUCCGUCUGUAUUUGCUCCCUGACCAAACCUGGAGACAUCGCAAGAAGACACAUGUGAUGAAGAGGACAAUCAAUCCUGUCUUCAAUGACAAGUUUGAGUUUGAUGUGUCACUUGAAGAAGCAAAAACCAGGAAGCUGGACGUGUCCGUGAAAAAUAACAAGAUGUUAUUUUCACGCGAGAGAAAGGACAUUGGCAUGGUGUUGAUAGAUUUGGAACAGAUGAAUCUCGUCAACGGCGACACACAAUGGUAUGAGCUCACACUGCCCGGGCUGAAGAAAACCAGCUAGUGGAGAGAUCAGUAAAACGUCUGUUACAGCUUACAGAGCAGCUCGUCGACCUCUGCGGGGAGAAAUGCUGGCCUGAUAAAUGCUUGGAGUUGCAUUUUCAUUUUUUAUUUCUUAUCAUGGCCAACCAGAGAUGCGAUUUCCAAAAGAAACUUGAAGCCCCUUCCCGGAUACUGUACAUGUUUAGAGCUUAACUGUAUGUUGAUGAAUGUAUGAUAACAGGCAUUUGCAGUAAUAUUCUUAAUAACAGCCCUGCUUAAAGUCUGAGAGUGUGUUAAAGUGUAUCUUGUCCCACAAAUAUUAUUAGAUUAUCUUAAACAGACAAACAGCUUCAAAUUUUUAAACCUUUUAUUUUCCAAUUAAUUGUAGCUUGUUCAAGUUGAAAAGCAGAGGCCAACUUUUAUUGACUUGCAGUUCGCCACAUCUUUCUUUUUUGCUUUAGGGAAUAUCAUUUGUCAGAAAGUGAUUGCGGUAUAUUUUGCUCUAAAGAGAAACAAGUUUGAUGCACUUAUAUUGGAUUUUAUUUUUUGUGAGAGUGUUUUAUUGGAGUUUAUGUGAGUGAUAGUAAUCGUUUUGUAUUUUCAUGUAAAUAGCUGUAUGAAUAGUUUUUAUUUAAUAUAAGAAGGCAAAGACUCAUGGCAAGAAGAGGCCAACUGUUUUACAUUGGAAGCUGAGCAGCUCGACUCCAGCAGAUAAUUCAAUACAGGUGAAUAUGCAGGAAAAGCAAUGCAUACAGAAUAAGAUUUAGCUCUUUACUUUGGGGCGCAUUGAUCAUAGUAAACGGAGUGCAGGUUACAUGUUUUGAAGCAAACCUUCUCAGAUGUAUCAGCUGUUCAUUCAUAUUAAAAAUACUCACACUCCUGUGA